This is a messenger RNA of Aspergillus steynii IBT 23096, 615 nucleotides long. RefSeq lists its product as uncharacterized. The transcript is spliced from 2 exons. Lineage: Eukaryota; Fungi; Ascomycota; Eurotiomycetes; Eurotiales; Aspergillaceae. The record is from RefSeq and is a predicted model, not a curated record. Bases 1 to 615 code for a protein of 204 amino acids.
AUGAGCAGCACCAUCCACAAGGCUCACCCCGAGAACAACAAUAAGCAGGGUUUCCAUCCCUCCGUUGGCAGUUCGGCCCCUGUGACCGACAAGGGUCACCAGCCCGGCCGCAAGGUCGCCCCCCAGGACUUCGCCCCUGAAAAUGAGCCCCAGGUCUUCCCUCCAGGAACGGCACCUGCUAGCAACUCCUACACGCCUCACCCUACCAACGAGGUCGCAGGUCAGGCCUUGAACCCCAACGUCGAGCGUGGCCAUGGCAAGGAAUCGGUGAAGACCAACCCUGGAGACACCUUGAUGGGCGCCACUUCUCAGGACGUCCACACCGGCUUCGGACACCCCGGGUCUGGACAGACCAGCACCGAGCUUCAUCACGACGGCCAGCACGGUCGCAAGAACCCCGGUAGCGGUCUCGAGGGUGUUGGAGCAUCCAUGCAGGGCAACUAUGAGCGAACUAUCCCUAGCCAGCGUGGAAUUGAUCGGGAUCAAGCCAAGCCCAACCAGCGUGGCGACAAGGGUGCUCUCGCUGCUGAGGAUCGAGAGCCAGAGAGCGCGGCGACUCUGGACAGAGAGUGGAACUACGAGCCCCAGACCCAGAGACAACGAUUCCAGGCAUAA